AUGAAAGGAGAGUGGGAUACUGGUGCAAAAAAGAAAGAAAAAAAGGACAGAAGUAAGAAAGACGUAACUGAAGAUGGGAAAGGUGAAUCCACUGAAAAGAAGAAGCAUGUUUCCCUUAAAUCCGAGACGGAAAUGGAAUUGGAAGAGGACGAAGAGGAAGGCCCACCCAUGGCUAUUGAAGGUAUCGUGCGCCUUUGCCUGCCGUUGGAAAUUCAAACCGUGCUAGAAUGCGUUAUAGGAGAACAAUGCACUCUGGACUCGCCUUGGGUGGAAGUGCGAAAAGCUGCAAUCCAAGAAAACAUUGGAACCCUUAAGGCGGAGUCACCGUUCUACGACAGCAGAAUUGCAAUUACCACGUACCCUGGAGAUAGGAUGUUCAUCGGGUGGGAUGUGUUAGAAGAAGCAGAAAACCAAUUUCUACUGUGCUUGACGAAAGAGGCUCGAGAAGAGAUUCUUGAAGUGUUGGAGCAAAAGAGAAUAGCUGUAGAGGAGCGCUUGGGGAACGCCGUCUUGAAGAGUAUCAAGGAAUGGAAGUCACUCGGAACGGAAACAUUCUUAGAAGAGGCUGCUAUACGGGACACGAGACCAAAACUGAAGACAAAAAUGUUGACAGAACGGGACAUAGACAAAUCACAGGCACCCGCCGAUUUUGAAGACGAAGGAGGCGACGGGGAAGACGACUUCAGUUUCAAGUUCUUCCCCAAAGAACAUUUGAAAUCACAACGUAUCGCGAGGAAGAGGUACGAUAACUUCUGUCAGGCGAGUCCACCUGUGACUAACCGAGAGGCACAGACGUACACUGCCAUUCCGAGACACACCUGGUCACAGUAUGAGUACACAGUGGACGUAGGAGCGGGGACGUUACAAGAAGAAGUCGUAGAAAAGCUUGAAGGCUACUUGAGUUCGGUGAUGGACAAUGUAGAGAGUCAACUCACUUACAACGCCGUCCUAGACUUGUACUGCGAUGACUACGGCAGGAUUGGCGUUGGGGCUCAAGACUAUGAGGUUCGCGAGAAAGUCGUUUUCGAGGAGUACGAGAACUUUAUCGAUGUGCAGCACUGCAAGGAGAGGGUGGUGACGUCAGUGGCGUGGCACCCGACACUUACUGGCACAGUCGCUGUCUCCUACGCGGAGCACACACGCUUCACUUUCUACGAGAGGUCUGCGUCUAAGGGUCUGGAGCAGAUGAACAGGGAGGUCAAGAAUAGAUUCUAUGGUAACAACCUUGUUUUGCUCUGGAGCUUCACAGACAAGUUCACGCCCAAGUUACGGCUGGAGAGCCCGCAUGAAGUGCACUCACUGGCGUUCUGCCCCACGGACGGCGAUCUUCUGGUGGGAGGACUCGCCUGUGGCCAGAUUGUGGUGUGGGACUUGGCGGGUCGGCUGGAGCGCGUGGAGCAGCGCGAGCAGCUGACGGAGAAACAGCAGGCGCACCGCACCGCCAUGAUGGCCCACCUGGCGUUCAUGCGGCCGCUCGCGCCGGCGCACAUCGUGGCGCCCGCCUUCGUCUCCUCCAUUGAGUUCUCCCAGGAUUCCUCCAUCACGCACAUCCAGUGGAUCUGCCCGCGCUGGACGGUGACUAAGCAAUCAUCUUCAGACAUGAGAAUAAGCAAAGAACAGGAAAUUGCCCAGUCGUCAAGCAGUGUACAGUCUCCGUACAUAGAAGGUACUAGGGUAGUGCUAGCUCGCAUCGUGCCGCAGGUGUCGAACCGCGGCAAGCUGGCGUCUGUGGUUGAGGACGCUUCGCCGUCGCUGGCGCUGCUGACGGGCUGCGAGGACGGCACGGUGGCGCUGUGGGACCUGGAGGCCCGCCAGCCGACCGUCGAGACGGCGCUGGUGCAGCCCAAGGCUCGCGGCGGCCGCAAGGCGCGCAUGCGGCCAGCCGCGCUGGACGCGGACGCCCCUCGCUACCGGCCGCUGCACCUCGUGCUCAGGCCGCAGUUCAGCGUCAUCAACCAGGCGCCCGACGACGCCAGCCCGACUCCCGUCUCCUGCAUAGCCUUCGACCCGCCGUUCGGCCGGUGCGAGCUGCCGGAGGGCGAGGGCGCAGAGCCGCGCCAGCAGCUGGGCAUGGGCACCGCCACGGGCGCCGUGCUGCGCCUCGCCUGGGACGGCAUCGAGACGCGCUCGGGCGCGCCCGUCGACUCGCAGGCGGGCACCUACCUGUGGCACGCCACGCUGCACGACGGGCCCGUCUCCUGCAUCGCGCGCAACCCCUUCUGCAACGAGGUGCUCGCCAGCGCCGGCGGCCACGUCUGGGCGCUCUGGAGCGACACGUACGAGCCGGGCGGGCAGCCGCUGCUGUGGCGCUGCAACACGGCGCCGGUGUCGUGGUGCGCGUGGUCGGUGCACCGGCCGUCGCUGCUGCUGGUGGCGCUGGCGGACGGCUCGCUGCAGGCCUGGCACCUGCGCGACAGCACGAGCGCGCCGGCGCUGGCGCAGAGCAUCUCCGGCCGCGUGCUCAACACGGUCUGCCCGCACCACCUGCCCCUGGCCAGGGACGUGGUCGCCGUCGCGGACUACAACGGUUCGCUGCGCGUCUUCAUCCUGCCACCCGGCUUCGCCUCCGACGUCUCGCACGGCAAUGUCGAGAAGGAGCGCCUCAAGCUGCGAGAAUUUGUCACAAGGGAGCAGCACCGGCGGCAAGCGCAGCGGGAGUGGGUGACGGAGUGGCUGGAGGGGUACGCGGCGGCGCAGGCGCUGCUGGAGGCGGCGCAGCGCGCGCAGCGCGAGGAGGAGGAGAGGCGGGAAAUAGAGGCCGCCCAGGAGGAGAUGGCGAUGCCGCGCCGCGUCGACCGCGCCAAGUGGCUCGACAUGGAGUACCAGCGCCUGCUCAAGGCCAAAAAACCUGCACGUUUUGCUGUGGGUGACACAGAGGUGGAGCAACAUGGUGCAGACAGGUUUCGACGGAGGUACCUGUCCCGUGUAGGCGGCGGGGCAGCACGAGAGGGUGGUGGGCUAUCAGAAGCACAGAAGCCUCUGCAGCAGCUCAGGGAACAGGAGCGCCUCAAGAGGCAGCGAUUGAAGGCCAGGCAACGUGACAGGUCCAACAUACUGGCCAACACACUCGCACUUGCCUUCCCAGAUAUGGCCAGGGUGGAGACCCAGGUGGAGGAAGCCAUACUCGAAGAGGUGCAGUCAGAGCGCCAGAUUGAAGAACUCAAGAUGCUCUUCAUUGAAGACUACCAGGACUGUGAGGAGGAUGCUUUGAAUAUUAUCACAGAACAUGGCUUUGAAUAUGAGUUUGACUGGUUAAAAUUUCUUGCUGAAGGUGAACUGCGGCAUAGGAUUUUACAUGGACAAAUUGGUGUUGAUACUACAGAUAACAUGAUGUUUUCAGAUAUGAAUGUACUUGUUGGUAGGAGAGCAGCUCCACCUGAAGCUAUGGAAACUAUAGAAGAACAAUUAGCAAGUGAAGAACAAGAAAAACCUGAAGAAUCUGAAGAACCUGAUUUACUUGAAGCAGACCAGUAA
This is a messenger RNA of Schistocerca gregaria, 3474 nucleotides long. RefSeq names its product dynein axonemal intermediate chain 3-like. Gene Ontology annotation, cellular component: inner dynein arm. The coding region runs from base 1 to 3474 and encodes 1157 amino acids. Gene Ontology annotation, biological process: inner dynein arm assembly; cilium movement involved in cell motility. The record is from RefSeq and is a predicted model, not a curated record. NCBI's taxonomy places the organism in Eukaryota, Metazoa, Arthropoda, Insecta, Orthoptera, Acrididae. Gene Ontology annotation, molecular function: dynein heavy chain binding; dynein light chain binding. The transcript has 12 exons.